Molecule: messenger RNA, 3828 nt
Organism: Drosophila sulfurigaster albostrigata
Lineage: Eukaryota; Metazoa; Arthropoda; Insecta; Diptera; Drosophilidae
Gene: elg1
Product: enhanced level of genomic instability 1
Exons: 4
Coding region: 268-3570 (1100 amino acids)
Biological process (GO): regulation of DNA-templated transcription
Cellular component (GO): nucleus
Molecular function (GO): DNA clamp unloader activity; DNA binding
Source: RefSeq, a predicted model, not a curated record
UAGUGUUGCAAAACCUUCGCGCCAUUUUUCCACAUAUUUUCACCCAUUGAUUGCAUUUUGGAGUACAACAAAAAACUCUUGUGAUUUCGCCGAGCUGCUGCCAAAAUGUUGUUGAAUUUGUGCAUUAAAAAAAUGAGCAAACAACAGUAGAAGCUGCAGCAUUUACCACGCCCACAAAAAAAUGUGUCAGCUGCAACAGCAACAGCAACAUCGCCUUUUGUAUUGAGAGCUCCGCCCAGCGCCAAAUCCAAAUUGAUAUUGCAGAACAUGGAGGAAGUGCUUAACUCGGUGAAGCAGAAGCAUCGUGAGAAGCACAAAAGAAAGCGUGAAGAGAAGCGACGUGCAGCAAUGUUGGCCGAGGCCGAAGCAGCAGCGGCAACAGCAACAACAACGGUAAACGGCGGCCACGUGCAACCGCUGCGUGAGAAGACGGCGCGGGAAAAUGGAAGUGGAACGGGUAUGGGAACUGGAGCAGCACAUGGCAAACGCAAGAGCAGCACACCUAACGCGGUUGGGGAUAAACAAACGUCCAUCAUGAAACACUUUGCCAAGACUGAACAGAAAGCAACAAAAACUGCCGCCACAAACGUGUUUGAGCUGAUGAUGGGUGCGCGCCAACGCUCGUUGGGCGCCAAUGCCAACGGGCAGGCGUCGCCAACAGAGGAUGCAGUCGAAAGUGGAGCGGCUGAAACGCCGCAGUCGAAACGCAAGCAAAUGCUGCAGGAAUGGAAUGAACGCAAAGGCGGCGCCAAGCGACGCAUGGCGGACGAGGCACGUGGCGAUUACAUUGAGCAGCAGAUGGAGCAGCGCGCCAAGCGCUUGAAGAAAAUGUUGACGCAGCCGGAGCUGAGUAAACAGCAAGCAACGGAUCCUGCGCCUCAUUCAGCGCCCACAAAACGUGGUCGUGGUCGUCCACGCACGCGUCGCCCCAGCGCCGAUGUGGAUAGCAUUGUGACUGCCGCAGCUGCUGAUGUGGAAGCGGUGGAGUUCCUCAAUAAACUGUCCUCACCCACCAAGAAGCGUGACAGCUUAUUGGGCUACUUUCCCAAGGUGAUAUCACCAAAAAAUACCACUGCCGAUCAGAUUGUGAACGAGACGCCAAAGCGUAGACCGCGGAACAGCAAAAGCUUGCUGGAGACACCGCAAGUGCAGCAGGAGGAGCUCAGCACGACGCCUUCGGGACGUCCCAGACGUUCGUGUGCCUCAAAGGCGCGCUACGAUUACGACUUGGAGCCAAGUCCCACCAAAUUGAAACAGUCAACGACAACGACAAUCGAAGCACCAACAGCAGAAGAAGAAUCCAUAGAAAUCAUCGAUUUGGACAAUAGUAAUCCAGCGAUUACGCCAAAGAAAUUGGCGCCGCUUUUUGUGCGACAAUUGCCAAAACCAAGUCCAGAUCCAACAGCGUUGCGUGCACGACGUGAAUUCCUACACUCUGGAGUACCCGACAAGAUCCGGCAGGAGCAGAAUCGUCAACGCAACUACGAACAGUACUAUGAGGAAACUUACGAGAUCUUUCCACGCAUUGCACAUGUUGGCAGCGAACAGCGCGAGGAGCGAAAAGUGGCGAAGUCGAAGUUCAAACUGAGAGCUGAAGUUGUGGAAGAGUUGACAGCUCGGAAACCAAGUGUUGGUAGCAUAACCAGUUGCAGUCGUUUGGAUUUUGCGAUGGCGCCGAAACGCAAUCUUAGCUGGACACCUUUGCCAGUGGUGGACAAUAAGCGGGCGAUGGUGAAGAACUGGAAGAACCUCUUUGAUCGUUUUCCCACCUUCAAGUGUUACAAUCAAAUGCGUGAAAAGUACAAACACUUUAGCGCCUUUGAUGCGGCCCAAGACACGCAACCAAUGGGUGAAUCCUUUGUGGUCACACGACGCACUCGACGUUCCAUGGAGCAGCAGUCGUCGACGCAGAGCGAGGAGAACGUCAAGCCACCGGCGACGGCGCCCAAUGGCGAGCUGCUCUUCACCGAGAAGUACAAACCGUUGCUGUUCGAGCAGGUGCUCGUCAAUCUGACGCCCGUCCAAGAGUUGCGUGACUUUCUCGCCAAUUGGAAUGGCGCCGGCGGUGGCGGUGGUCAACGAUCUUCUCAAACUGCCGACGACUCGCUGGACUUUGGCAACGACUCCAAUUCGAUGGGCGUCAACUGCAAUACGAUGGUGCUGCUGGGUCCAUGCUCGAGUGGCAAAACGAACGCAGUCUUUGCGCUGGCCAACGACAUGAACUUCAAUGUGCUCGAGGUGAAUGCGGGCAUGCGACGCACUGGCAAGAAACUGAUGCAGGAACUGCAGGAGGCCACGCAGUCGCAUCAGAUACGCAAGGAUGCCAAAGCGGGCGCAGCGCCAACGCAACAGUUGCUCCAGAAGCUGCAGUUGAACGGACUGAAGGCGAAGCGUCAGCAGGGCAUCGAGGAUGAGGUGCGCAAAUCGUUGAUACUCAUCGAGGAUGCGGACAUACUGUUCGAGAACACCGAUGCCGGUUUCACGGAUGCGAUCUACACGCUUGCGGCGAGCUCGAAGCGACCCGUCAUCAUUGUGGCCACCGAUGAGAAUUGUGCGCAUCUGCAGCGUCUCAUGCAACAGAACACAAUCAGAUUUCAUUCGCCCAAUGCGUUGAAUAUCUCACGUUUUCUUGCCGUGCUCGCUUUGAUGGAAGACUGUCCCAUUGAGCUGGACGAACUGAUAUCGCUGUAUCUGUACAAUCAACAGAAUCUACGCAAAACUCUCAUGGAACUGCAGUUCUUCAUCCAAAGCGGCGGCGAUACGCACACCACAAAGGUGCAACAGCAGCUGCAGCAACCGGGAAAAUCGCCGAGUCGUUCGCCCAGCAAGUCCGCACGCCUCGCCACGCUCGAUGGCGUGCACAUUCAUCAAAGGCUCUACGAGUUCUACACGUGCACACAGAACGUACAGCAUUACAUACCAUUUCCCGUCAAUUUUCGCCUGUUGCGUUUGAAUCUAAACGAACUGAUGCGCAGCUCUACGCUGCUGCAGGAACUGGAGAGCGUUAAUGCACCCGCAUCGCGUGCUGGCGUCAAACGUAAGAGUCGUUCACCAAAGAAGACGUGGCUGAGCACGGCGACAACAAAGAACACCACGUCGCUGUCGACGUUGGCCAACUUUUAUGAGCACAUCUCAACGGCAGCGUUGCUGGAGCAGGAGCACGGCGGAGGCGACGGUUUGCAGCCGCAUCUGGGCGAAGAGUUGGCGCACACGCUGGUCGAGGGAGCGGUGACGUCGUGUUUGGCUGCCAAAGGUUAUGCCUACAAUCUGUUUGACAAGUCCGAGGAGCGCAUCUGUCUGGCGGAUCAACUGGGCAGCUAUUGCAUGCGCAGCUCUUCGUCGCGCGCUUUGGAUUAUGAGCCGGCAUUGCGAAGCAUUUGUCGCAGCGAAAAGCAACGUGCGGGACUCGAACGUCGCUCGAGUCGUUUCUAUCAUUAUCUACGCAAUUGUACUGUGAAUAGUGUGAGCAAUUUUGCCACCGAACUCUACGAUGCGGCAUGCGAGGUGUUGCUAGAGGAGGCAUCACCCACAACAACAACAGCUGACGAUGCAGAACAGAAAACAGCUUAAUUAGUCGAAUAUACACAUAUGUAGUGCAAAAAAAAAACCACACAAAAAAUUAUAAAUGAAAAGCGAGCUUAUUUUGGAAAAGCUUAACUGAAGUUUAUACACAAUUGCGAUACGCAAAGUUGAUCUUAUAUUCUAUUCGUAUUAGUUAAAUGACUAUGAUGGAUGAGUGUGUUAGUUAACUACUAUAUAAUUAAUUAAUUACUAAAACGACCUGAACUAUGUUAAUAAACACAAUCAUUAUUUCAGUUGUCAAAUUAA